AGAACAGAAACCCUAAUUCCUUUAUCUCCCUCUCUCUCUCUCUCUCUCUCGCUGGUGUCCGAACCUGAGGUCGUCGUCGCCUCCAAUGGCGGCCAUGGACUUCUUGAAGGGCAUGAACGACUACCGGCUGAGGCCUCGGAUGCUGCGGUCGCUGGUGAGGGACCGCCUCCCCGACGAGAAGCGCCCCUUCCCGAGCCCCGCCGAGCUCUCCUCCAUCCUGGCCUACGUGAAGACCCACGGCCUCCUCUCCGAGCGCCUCGCUGAUCCAUCCGAUGGGAAACUGAUCGAGGCUUGGAGAUCCGCUGUCGAUGCCUGGGUUGAUCGCCUCCUAUUGCUGGUCUCCAGUAAUAUGCCAGAUAAAUGUUGGGCGGGUACAUGUUUGCUAGGCGUGACUUGCGAAGAGUGCAGCUCCGACCGUUUCAUAGCAUCAUUCUCUAUUUGGUUCCAGAAGCUUCUCUCAAAUAUUCAGCCGCCAUCCACCACACAUUUUGUGAAAGUGGCAUGUUGCGCUUCCUUGGCUGAUCUUUUCACAAGAUCGGCUGGUUUUCCUAGUUUAAAGAAGGAUGCAACAUCAUUUGCUGGGAGACUUAUUCAGCCAGUUCACCAGUUAUUAAAUGAUGAUGGUGCAGAGGCUGUAUGGGAAGGAGCAAUUGAUUUAUUAUCUGCCCUCAUAACAUUCUAUCCAUCUUCUUUGCAUCGACAUUAUGAUAAUGUUGAAGCUGUCCUUGCGUCAAAGAUUAUGUCAGCAAAGUGCAAUAAACAUACCUCUAAGAAAUUUGCCCACUGUUUAGCAUUACUUCCAAAGGUAAAAGGUGAUGAAGAUAGCUGGUCUUUGACGAUGCAAAAGAUUUUAAUCACAAUAGAUAGGCUUCUGAAUGAUGCCUUCCAAGGACUAGAAGAAGCUAAAGGUUCUGAGGUUGUGAGAUUGUUAGUUCCACCAGGAAAAGAUCCCCCUCCACCACUGGGAGGUCAUUUGGGGUCUGAAGAAGCAUCUCAACCAGCUACAAAAGUUCUUCAUGCAUUAUUAGUUCCCACAGUGUCUACUCUGAUGCAUUGUUGCUGCAUGAUGCUUACUAAUCCUUAUCCUGUUCAGGUAGCGGUUCCUGUUCGCCCUUUACUGGCUUUGGUUGGGAGGGUGCUUAGAGUGGAUGGUUCUUUGCAUGAAUCCUUGUUGCUGUUCACAACUGUGAUGCAUCAAGAACUUCUCUGUUCAGAGCUUCCAGAAUUGCAUUUAGCAAGCUUGGAUCUUUUAAUUGCGACAAUAAAAGGAGUGCGAAGCCAACUCUUACCACAUGCUGCUAACAUUGUGCGACUCCUAACAGAGUAUUUCAGGAGAGCUACAUUGCCUUCUAUAAGGAUGAGAGUUUAUUCUAUUACGCAGAUUUUGCUGAUCUCCAUGGGUGUCGGGAUGGCUUUAUACCUAGCUCAGGAAGUAAUCAAUAAUGCUUUUGCUGAUCUGAAAGAUAGUCCGGAGAACAGUUUAAUGUUCUCGAAUUUAUACUCAUCAAAAGUAGGAAGUGAGACAUUGAAGCAAAGUAGCCCACGGAAGAGGAAGCAUGCUUCUGGAUCACCAAGGCAACAUUUAAAUAGCAUUGAUCCUGAAGUUGCAGCGAUCAACAGAAAACCAGUUACUCCUCUUUCUGUGAAGAUAGCUGCACUUAAAACACUGGAAGCUCUUUUGACUGUGGGUGGUUCUUUGAGAUCAGAAUGUUGGCGGCCAAAUGUGGACCUACUUUUGAUAAAUGUAGCAAAAAAUGCCUGUGACAUGGGAUUGUCAUACGAGGGAAAAUCUGUCAUUUUAACAGAGGAACCAACAAUCUCACGAGCUGAAUUCCAACUUGCCGCAUUACAGGCACUAUUAGCAUCCCUUCUUUCACAAGCUCAUGUUCGCCCUCCAUAUUUAUCAGAAGGCCUUGAACUUUUCCGCAGAGGAAAACUAGAAACUGGAACAGCACUUUCUACAUUCUGCGCACAUGCCCUGCUGGCCUUGGAAGUUCUCAUCCAUCCUCGGGCCUUACCCUUGGUGGAUUUUUCAGUUGCCAACCACAGGUUCUCGGAAAAUAUAUUUGUCGCCAACCAGAGAGCCAAUGUGCCUUCAUUGUCCAAGGGUGGUCUUGGAGCUCUUAAUGAUUCGGAGGAUGAUGAACAAUACUUCGAUUGGUUGGGUAAUGAUGAAGAGGCUGCAGCAGAUGGCAGCAACCUGAGUAAACAUAAUAACAAUGCUGAUCAACCUGCACCUGGUUUACUGGAAGAUUCUCUAGCGGAAAAGGAUGCGGCGGUUCAUUGUGCUGUAGGUAAUAAGAUUGUUGAAGGCAAUCAGGAGAGCACUAUUGAUGUGGAGAUGGAAUGCUUUGGUAAAGAAGAAAAUAUGGAAGAACCCAAUGCCAGUACUUGCAUCGAUGUUGCAGCUGGCUCUGAGUGGGCAUCACCCAACAAAAAUGUAGUUUCCAGUAAUGGGAUGCCUCUAGGCAAAGAAUACAUGGUUUCAAGUGAUGCUGCGGAUAUCAGCAAUAUUGCUGAUAAAUCUAAAAAUUUUGCUGCUGGCAUUUACUCUGGUGAUAUGAUGGUGCCUGGCAGAGGUGACCUCAGCGCUUCAAAUCUCAAAAAUGAUGCAGAUGGUGGUUAUGGAGGGUUAACUGUCUGGAAUAAGGGAAAGGAGCCGAUGGAUGAUUCUGACUCUGUUUCUCUUGAUUCAUUACCAGAUAUUGUUGAUGGAGAUCCAGAUUCUGAUUAGUUAUGUAUGAAAUUUUUGUAGGUUUACAGGGCAUAGAGUAGCAUAGACCUGUAUCAUUUGUAGGAAGUCUUGGUUUUUCUGUUGCUAUUUUCUCAUUUAUUCAAUUCGUCCAAACUCCAAAGUAACCUGGUGUGACUUCACUUGAAGCGGUUAGCUGCCCGAAGUAUGUUGUGUCAGUUUGCUUUCUUAACCGAGCUAUCUGGAAAUGGAUAGUAAAAUUUUAUGCAUAUAUAUGGACAUCCAAUGGGAUGGAAACAGAAAGUAGUUUUGCUUUGGUAUUGUUCUCUAUAUGAAGCCUAAAUUUUGUUUAGGAUAAUGAGUAUCUGAAUGGAGAGAUGCUUUUGAUAAGGUUUAGUUGUGGGGUCUCUGAUAUCUUUUUAACUAUUGUGUUGUCGCAGCUGAUUUUCAACUGAUUUUCAGGCGGCAAAUGUUUGAUAUCAUUAAUUCCAAUUUUUCCAUCUGGUCUGUUUUGCUUCU
Molecule: messenger RNA, 3211 nt
Organism: Phoenix dactylifera (date palm)
Lineage: Eukaryota; Viridiplantae; Streptophyta; Magnoliopsida; Arecales; Arecaceae
Product: proline-, glutamic acid/leucine-rich protein
Biological process (GO): rRNA processing
Cellular component (GO): nucleus
Source: RefSeq, a predicted model, not a curated record